Messenger RNA from Nymphaea colorata (pocket water lily), 1768 nucleotides. RefSeq lists its product as uncharacterized. Gene Ontology annotation, cellular component: membrane; endoplasmic reticulum. The transcript is spliced from 10 exons. The coding region runs from base 789 to 1592 and encodes 267 amino acids. Gene Ontology annotation, biological process: lipid homeostasis. The record is from RefSeq and is a predicted model, not a curated record. Lineage: Eukaryota; Viridiplantae; Streptophyta; Magnoliopsida; Nymphaeales; Nymphaeaceae.
GCUCGUGAAGGGGGUUGAUGGACUGCCGAUCGAAUGCACCGACUGUAAUGUAUGUUGCGUAAUAAAAUAGAACUCAAGAUGAGGCGUGCAAUAAAAGUCUCGACCUCCCAAAUAAGAUGAGAGAAACAAGACUGCUUUCACGAGGAGAGAGGUGAGCGAGCCUUGAUUCUACGGUUGAUUUAAGUCGAAGUCUGCCGAAGCUUUAUCCCAUUUCCCAUAUCUGCAGAAGCCUUGCUGCCCGGCGUGCCCGCCACAUCGAAACUUCGUCCUCCGAGAAUCAACAGCUAACAGUCAAUAGCUUGACGCCACUGUAUUGCCUGUUACUCUUGGAUCGAGUAUCUGAGGGUGCGAAGGUCGCUCCUGGAUGAAAAGUCAAGCCGUCCUGAACAAGAAUUUAGCAAACCGCAUACCAGAGUCCAGACCAACAUAGAGCUCCACCCCCGCAUCAUCGCACAUCCGUCAAAUUUGUCUGAGGGGUUCCCCCAGGCCCCGACUCGGAAACGCACAGGCUCUCUAUCGUCCUCGUACCAAGGACCCGCUGUCACGGCAAAGGAAGGGGAAAGAGAGAAAGGGACGCCUUCCUUGUCCCAUUUCCUCACCAUUAUUAGUUAUCUUCUUAGGCUCGGAAGUUGGCAGCAGAGCUAGUUGUUGGUUACAUUCGCCCACGAGGAAAAACUUAGAAAUACCAAGACAAGAGGGGCGUAGUCUGAACGUUUGAUUCGCCUCGUCAGCCCUCUUAGCAUAUUGUUUCUGCCAUUAAGUUCUACUCACGCCAAAGAAUUGCGGAGAUGGCAUACUCCCAAAAGACGGGAACAUCUAUUGGUGGAUCUGACAUGAAAGAGCAGAUGCUCUGGCUUUCUUCUGUUCUCGGCGGGAUCCUAAUCUGCGUCAUUGUCUAUCAUGUAACGGGUGCAAUCAGUUCUGUGUGCUUCAAGGUUUAUAGCAAGCUGCAGAGUGUUCAAAAGGUGGAGUGGAAUAAUAGGGGCUUCUCUACCGUGCAUGCAUUUAUUGUUGCGGUUGCUGCUUUGCACCUGCUCCUAUUUUCAGAUCUUUUUAAGGAAGAUUUGGGAAAGGGGUAUAUCGUAGACAGGAGAUCCACCUAUUCCAAUACUACUUUUGGGAUUUCAAUUGGUUAUUUUCUUUCUGAUCUUGCAAUGAUCUUAUGGCAUUAUCCAGCUUUAGGUGGCAAAGAGUAUAUGCUCCAUCACGGGCUCUCAUUAUAUUCAAUCAUUCUUGCACUUUUGAGUGGUCAAGCGCACAUGUACAUCCUGAUGGUUUUAUUCUCUGAGAUCACCACUCCAUUUGUUAAUUUAAGAUGGUAUUUGGAUGUCAGUGGGGAGAAAAAAUCCAGGAUUUAUGUCUAUAAUGGUAUUGCUUUAUUUUUUGGAUGGCUGGGUGCUAGGAUCAUUUUGUUCAUUUUUUUCUUCAGGCACAUGUAUGACCAUUUUGAUCAGGUGAAGACUAUUUUCCCGUUGGGCUUCUAUGGCCUGUUAACAGUGCCUCCACUGUUGGCGUUGAUGAACGUCUUUUGGUUUUGGAAGAUUGUGAAGGGGUUGAUAAAAACAUUGUCCAGGUCAAGGCAUCAAAACUGAUAUAGGAAAGUUUGCCUUCUUCAGUGAAUCGACUUGUCUGCUGGCUUAGUUAAGGACGACAGGCUCUCUCAAACACCCGACCUGACCAAUUGAUUGUAUGUUAUCAUAAUCAUUAUACUACAGUUGCUAGAAAUUAGAAGCUAAUAGUAACAUGAAAAUUUAUGCUACUUCUUUCA